This is a messenger RNA of Closterium sp. Yama58-4, 990 nucleotides long. Lineage: Eukaryota; Viridiplantae; Streptophyta; Zygnematophyceae; Desmidiales; Closteriaceae. The record is from the annotation of a GenBank genome assembly.
AUGGAGAGCGAUUUGCAGCUCGAAACAGCGGUUCUAGGGAAGUUGUUACGUCAAAAUCGAAGCCAGCACCGACACGGGAAAUAUUUCCAUGCGCUCCGCCAGCUUCACCGCCGAUUGAGAGACUUCUUCUCGUCAAACGUCCUCCAUCUGCUACAAGAUAUUAAAGCCGCCUCGCCUCCAGCGCUGCUGGCGGUCGCGCAAAGCCCGGAGCUCGACAGCCAGUCCAGGCGGGUCGUCUUCUCUCUACAGUACAUUCAAGAGACUACAAGCCUCUUGAUUCGAGCCGCACGCCUUAUAGCGGGUCUGGUUAUAUUGGAGCGCUUUCUCCCUCUCUGUGUCACGAGCUUCGCUUGUUUAGGGCGGCUCUACAUCCUCUUGCUUCAGUGUCAGCUACACCACGUGUCGGCCUACAACCGCUUGACAGCGACGGCAGCAAGAGGCAAGGUCCUCCUUCCCCCGUCUCUCCCUCCCCGCCUGUACCACGUAUGGCAAGCUUCGACCCUCCUUAUCUCCUCUCGCCCCUUCCCCUCACCGGACACCACAACCAGCGGCACCAGCAGUACCAGCAGCAGCAGCAGCAGCAGCAGCAGCAGCAAAAAGAACAAGAAGGUGAAGAUUGAGGCGCUUGAAAGAACUGCAGAUGCUCUUAUUCCUACACAGGAGAAUGUGGCUGCAGUUUCAGCCACACUUGCUCCUGUAGCAGCUGUAGCAGUCUCACCCGCUGCACCUGGGGAGAGGGGGAAAUUGGCGACAGAGGGGGUGUUUGGCAGUGGGGAGGCAUGGGGAGGGGAGGGGAUGGCUGGUUGGGACGAUUGGGAUGAGGGUUUUGGGGGAGACGAUGGGUAUGGGGGGCGAGAGGAGGGGAUGGGGCGUGGGGAGGAUGACAGGAGGGAAGGUGGGGAGGAUGGGGAGAUGGAUAGUGAGGAGGGUAGAGAAGAGAGCGAGGAGGGUGAGGGGGAGAAGGGUGAGAUUGAGGAGGGGAAGGAGUAG